Myotis davidii is the source of this 1883-nucleotide messenger RNA. It is a transcript of the gene MAZ, whose product is annotated as MYC-associated zinc finger protein (purine-binding transcription factor). NCBI's taxonomy places the organism in Eukaryota, Metazoa, Chordata, Mammalia, Chiroptera, Vespertilionidae. The transcript is spliced from 4 exons. The record is from RefSeq and is a predicted model, not a curated record. Bases 206 to 970 code for a protein of 254 amino acids.
CGCCGCAGCCGCAGCCACCGCCGUCGUGUCCCCAACCUCGACGGUCGCCGUGGCCUCGGUUGCAUCUGCCUUGGAGAAGAAGACAAAGAGCAAGGGGCCCUACAUCUGCGCCCUGUGCGCCAAGGAGUUCAAGAACGGCUACAACCUCCGGAGGCACGAGGCCAUCCACACGGGAGCCAAGGCCGGCCGGGUGCCUUCGGGUGCUAUGAAGAUGCCCACUAUGGUGCCCCUGAGCCUCCUGAGCGUGCCCCAGCUGAGCGGAGCCGGCGGAGGAGGGGGAGAAGCGGGUGCAGGCGGCGGAGCGGCUGCCGUGGCCGCCGGUGGCGUAGUGACCACGACCGCCUCGGGAAAGCGCAUCCGGAAGAACCACGCCUGUGAGAUGUGCGGCAAGGCCUUCCGCGACGUCUACCAUCUGAACCGACACAAGCUGUCGCACUCCGACGAGAAGCCCUACCAGUGCCCUGUGUGCCAACAGCGCUUCAAGCGCAAGGACCGCAUGAGCUACCACGUGCGCUCACAUGACGGCGCUGUGCACAAGCCCUACAACUGCUCCCACUGUGGCAAGAGCUUCUCCCGGCCGGAUCACCUCAACAGUCACGUCAGACAAGUGCACUCAACAGAACGGCCCUUCAAAUGCGAGAAAUGUGAGGCAGCUUUUGCUACGAAGGAUCGACUGAGGGCGCACACAGUACGACAUGAAGAGAAGGUGCCAUGUCACGUAUGUGGCAAGAUGCUGAGCUCGGCUUAUAUUUCGGACCACAUGAAGGUGCACAGCCAGGGCCCUCACCAUGUCUGUGAGCUCUGCAACAAAGGUACCGGUGAGGUCUGUCCAAUGGCGGCAGCGGCAGCAGCGGCGGCAGCAGCAGCAGCAGCUGCAUCAGUGGCAGCCCCUCCCACAGCUGUGGGCUCCCUCUCUGGGGCUGAGGGGGUGCCUGUGAGCUCUCAGCCACUUCCCUCCCAGCCUUGGUGAACUCCUAGUUGGGGAGGGGAAGGGGGGAGAAUGGAGGAAAGUCCCUUGGUAUCCUUUCCCCCUCCUCUCUUCCCAUCAACAACUCACUGCUUCCCCCACCACCCAAGGAGCCUCCUGAAGGAAAGGAGGAAGAAAUGUUUUCUUAGGGGAAUUCACUAGGUUUUAACGAUUUGUUUCUCCUGCUCCUCUUCUCCCUAUCAGACCUGCCCCCACACACACCUGUCCCCUUGGUUGUGUUCAAGCCCCCUGGACAGUGGGCAGGGAUGACAGAGGACGGGAGCGGCCACUGCCUUCACCCCUCUCCUCUCUGUAACCCCCUGCCCCGCCCUGCCAGGGAUCUGUGAGCCUCCUCCCUUGGUGGUCCUUGCUCUCCUUCCAGUCCCCCCUACUGUCUGCUGCCCCUCCCUGGGGAGUUGGUGCUUUUUUUUUUUUCCAGGGGGAGGGAGGAGAGAAAGGAGGGGAAUCAAAGAUUCUGUCCUAGAGAGGGGAAAAGGUGAGAUUUGAGAAGGGGCAGAAGCAGGGAAGGCAAAGGUUUGUACCUUCGUAAGGCCGGGUUGUUUAGGGUCAGCCCUAAGCAUACUCCUUAAGAAUCUGUUGAGAGAACAAGUCAAGGGGAGCAAAAGGAGCUACAUGGGCCGGAGGCAGGACAAGAAAUGGAACUUGAGGCGGCCAGGGUAAAUGGGGAGGUCCAGGACUAGAGGUGCUGCCUGGGGGUGGAGGAAGGCAGCUGCAGUGUCUCCCCCUUUCCUCUUCCACCCCAGCUCCAGCCCUGGCCUUUUCAUCCCUCUCCCCCAAGAUAGAAGUUGUGGCCCUGGCCAUGUCAUCGUGUUCCUGUGUUCCCUGCAUGUUCCCUACCCUUCACCCCCUCCUCUUGGCGUGGAUCCCAUUACAAUAAAUUUUAAAUAAAAACUUG